Messenger RNA from Photinus pyralis (common eastern firefly), 5681 nucleotides. RefSeq names its product homeotic protein spalt-major-like. Gene Ontology annotation, cellular component: nucleus. The record is from RefSeq and is a predicted model, not a curated record. The transcript has 9 exons. Gene Ontology annotation, biological process: regulation of transcription by RNA polymerase II. Lineage: Eukaryota; Metazoa; Arthropoda; Insecta; Coleoptera; Lampyridae. Gene Ontology annotation, molecular function: RNA polymerase II cis-regulatory region sequence-specific DNA binding; DNA-binding transcription factor activity, RNA polymerase II-specific. Bases 587 to 4924 code for a protein of 1445 amino acids.
UCUGAACGCAUCGUCAGUCCGUCAGUUAGAAUCGCUGUCAUAACAAACCCCUACGCAGGAUACACGCGCGCACCUGGUCUUAAUAAUUAAUCAAUCGUAAUUAAUAUAAAUUAAUUUAAUUAUGGAAUAUUGUUAAGUUCGUGAGUGUCGUAGGGUGCGCUAACUGCGGACGUUAAAAGCGCACAUUUUCUUAGUAAUUAGUAUUCUUUGGUGUGUUUUGAUUGCUGCACGGCCAGAUUAAGCAGCUUCACAGGAUAGUGGUCGUAUAAAAAGGACACGGGGCGCCGCUCCGCGAGUGACAAGAGAGUAAGGGCAAGGAUCGAGGAUAACCGACCCAUACCGAGGGUAGCGUCGACGCCGCCCGCCUUCAGCGCCGGCCCCCACCACGAGAGCGCCGGACACCACAGACAGCAUCUCGGCGCCGCUGAGCUCGCACGUCACCUGCAGCCAAUCACAGCUAGACAUGAAAAGUGAACAUCAUAACUGUCAUAAGACAAAUUCAUAAUAUUUACCCCUCCGAGAAGCCUCGGGCAUAAUGUGUAGUUAGUUGACUGUGGUGGACAGUGAGUGGACUGUGCAGUGCGGCAUGUCACGAAGGAAACAAGCGAGGCCCAUCCGACUCCUUGAGGAGGAAGACGGCCCAACUUCAACACCGGCCAUCGGUCCGGUUCCGUUCCUCAGAUCAUCAUCAGAGAGGGUUUCCUUAUCGUCUGAAGAAGGGACAGCCGCAGUCGCAACUGAAGAAAUAACUGAUAUCGGAAUAAUACCCUGUUCUCGAUGCCAGGAACAAUAUACUGACGUACAGGAGUAUCUUGAACACAAAGCAGUUUGUACAAUUAAGUCCGACCAUGAGGAAGUAACGCCAUCGGACGCCGACGAUAUGGUAGUGUCCGAAAUUGAAGAAGAUUACGAAGAAGUGGGAGGAAAGAGAUUGGAACAAGCACGGCGUCACCGUCAAGACGCGGCGAAUAACAAUAGCGUUGCUGAAAGUUCUCCGGAGGAUAACGAUAAUUCUCGACUAGGUUUCCAAUUUCCGUCAUCGGCCGGACACGUUACUCUUGAAGCAUUGCAGAACACGAAAGUGGCGGUUGCGCAAUUUGCAGCUACAGCAAUGGCAAAUAAUCCCGGAAAUGAAACCGCCAUACAAGAGUUGGCUGUUCUGCAAUCUACACUAUUCACACUCCAACAUCAGCAAGUGUUUCAAUUGCAACUCAUAAACCAGUUACAACAGCAACUCUCGCUGAAUCGUGUUAAAGUGAACAAUUCUACUUCUCCACCUCCUGAAAGUGAACAACCGCCGACGCCGACGAAUUCAUCACCUACUCCACCACCACCGCCGCCUCCUCCGCCCCCUCACAACCUUCGCGAGCCUUCCCCCACCCUAAAAGAACCUCCACCUCCUUCCGUCCCAAUCCAAAGCAUUCAGCCCCUCGAAGUACAACAACCACACACAGAGCAGUCGAUAGAAUCCUCUAACCCUUCAUCGCUACCACUUCCCAUGCAACCUCCCUUCUGUUCGAUAUCUUCAUCGCUAGCAUCAACCAUUAUCACUCACAAUAAUGAACCACCCCCAUCACUAGACGAGCCGAACACCUUAGAGAUGUUACAAAAACGUGCUCAGGAAGUGUUAGAUAAUGCGAGUCAAGGCUUACUAGCAAACAACUUAGCGGACGAAUUGGCGUUUCGAAGGAAAGACUCGUUAUCCUACGACAAGGGGCGAAAUGAACCAUUCUUUAAACACCGCUGUAGAUAUUGCGGUAAAGUUUUUGGAUCCGACUCUGCUCUUCAAAUACAUAUCCGUUCACACACCGGUGAACGACCAUACAAGUGCAAUGUUUGCGGUAGUCGGUUUACAACAAAAGGUAACCUCAAGGUCCACUUCCAAAGACAUUCUGGUAAGUUUCCGCAUAUCAAAAUGAACCCAAACCCAGUUCCAGAACACUUAGAUAAGUACCAUCCGCCACUACUAGCCCAAUUGGGACAGCAGUCUGCUUUAUCACCCGGCGGACCACCUCAUCACCCUCCCCACGGCUUUCCUGGCGCCACCACUUUUCCACCUUCUACAAUACCCAUAUACAGACCUCCCGGUCCACCGCCAGACUUAUUAAGCAACAGACUUCAACCGUCUUCUCACCGGCCGCCCGAGGCGGCGCUACGAUUGUUUUCCCCGCACCCCAUGUUUAUGAAACGCGAGGAGCAGGACGUGCCCGAAAACCUAAGCAAGCCGAACAGAUCUCCGCCGCUUCACGAACCGGAAACAAAAACCGAGCUGUCCGACAAGAACGAGAGCGACGAACCGCGCACGCAACUUAAUAUUCCUCAAGUAACGCCGAAAAAGGAGGUGGAAACCGAAGAGCCCGAGCAAGAUUCCGAACGAUACCCGUCUCCGCCGCCGUACGACGAGUGCAGCUCUGAUAGUAAAUUUAGUAACGACGAUCUUUUAGAACCGCGAAGCCCGAAUGAGAGCUCCGAUCGUAUUCAGGACGAACCGGAGAAUCUAUCAAACAAAAACAAUUCAAUUUCAAUUCCGCUUAGUAUAUCCACCGGUCAAAGGCUUCCGGCCAAUUUCCCAUUCGGUCACACUACUUCGCCGCCUAGCAGCACAUCUUCUGGAAGUCUCGGAUCUUUCCCUCACACGUUCGACCCCGCCCGCGAUCCGGCGAUUUACACUAACUUACUGCCCAGGCCUGGCAGUAAUGACAACUCUUGGGAAAGUCUAAUAGAAAUUACGAAAACUUCGGAAACCACGAAGCUUCAACAGUUAGUGGAUAAUAUAGAAAAUAAACUUAGUGACCCUAACCAGUGCGUCAUAUGUCAUCGUGUGCUUUCAUGUAAGAGUGCAUUGCAAAUGCAUUAUCGAACACAUACCGGUGAAAGACCUUUUAAGUGCAAAAUCUGUGGUCGCGCUUUUACCACCAAAGGUAACUUAAAAACUCACAUGGGCGUACACAGGGCGAAACCUCCAAUGAGGGUGCUCCAUCAGUGCCCGGUGUGUCAUAAAAAGUUCACUAACGCGCUGGUGUUACAACAGCACAUUCGUUUGCACACGGGCGAACCAACUGAUCUCACUCCGGAGCAAAUUCAGGCUGCGGAAAUCAAAGACUUGCCUUCGCCAGGUGCUUUUCCUUCACUUCCUAAUUCCAUGAAUCCAUUCCUUAAUCAUAAUAUUCCAAUUCCUGGUUUGUCGCCGAUUGGACCGGGUAGUUUACCGUUUAGUAUGAAAUUUGGAGACCUAGACGUGAAGUCUGAGCAAGACUAUAUGGAUGACGACGAUGGGGAUGACGACGACGGUAGUAUAUCAGAGCACAACCGUUUCUCCGCAUCACCCGUCGUUUCCGAGGGCAACGCACCAAUCACUAGCACGCCUCAGUACUCGGCGUCACCGGGCAUCAGCUACUCGGCCGAGGAUCUCUGUUCGAGAAUGGUAACGUCGACUUCUCCCAUUCAAAAUGGCGACAAAUCACCUGCACGAUCCGGAUUGACCAGUCCUGGAAGUUCGGAAGUACGCUCAUCCCCAAACCAAAGGUCCACGCCCGUUCAGAUACCACGACCGCCUUCGCAACAACCUUGUAGUCCAACACUUUCGGAGACAAACUCACUGGGUGCGCUGGAUCUGACACGCUCAACUCAACCUAUUAUUUCGGCUUCUGCACCAAGUAUCGGCCCGUCAUCUUUAUUUUCUAAUUUUGGUCUUUUGCCACCUUCUCAAGCUCCGCUAAUGUCGUCGGCCCUUUCGUCGCUGACGACAACUGUAUUGACAUCGACUCCUUUUAAUCCGCUUGGAUUGGUGUCUCCAGCAGGUCGUGGCAACACCACGUGCAAUAUUUGCUUCAAAACCUUUGCCUGCAACUCAGCUUUGGAAAUCCACUACCGCAGUCAUACGAAAGAGCGACCUUUCAAGUGCAACGUAUGCGAUCGGGGAUUUUCAACGAAGGGCAAUAUGAAGCAGCAUAUGUUAACGCAUAAAAUACGUGAUAUGCCCCAACAUAUGUUCGAGAAACCUCCAAUUAAAACGGAAGAAUCGCUGCCUUCGACGCUUCCGCAACCUCACGAACCUCACCCGGAACCGGAAAAGCCAAAUUCUUUGCCACAACCGCCGCCGCCGCAUCAACCGCAACAACCACCUCAGUCACAAUCACACCCGCCCCCUCCGCCUCCGCCUCAAGAUUCAGUCUGUGAUCAGCUCCCGAAAAGAGCACCUACCGAAAUAGAAAUGCCGUUGCCAAAGCGUCCACCGAGCUUACAGGGCAGUAAACACUUGUGCCACGUGUGCAAUAAGAACUUCUCAUCAAGCUCGGCCUUGCAGAUACACAUGCGAACACAUACGGGUGAUAAACCAUUCCGAUGCACCGUGUGUCAGAAGGCCUUCACUACAAAGGGUAAUUUAAAGGUUCAUAUGGGUACCCAUAUGUGGAGCAAUGGAGCCUCCCGUCGAGGACGCCGCAUGUCCUUAGACCUUCCGCCCAUUCCGAUGACACCCAAGGAUUCCGAAUUUCUGCAACGAAGACCAGAUCUCUUCUAUCCGUAUCUCCCAGCACCAUUCCUUAAUGGAAUGCAACAAAAGCUUUCACUGCCACGGCAACUAGAUUCACACAAUGACGGCAUCACAGGUCUUAAGUUGUAUGGAGCGAGAAAUCCCGAGUAUAACUGCAACGUUAAUGAUUGUCAACAGAUGAACGAAAUUUCGGUCAUACAAAAUUCUCAUAACGGCCUCGUUGGUCCGGGAAAGUACGGCGGUCUGCUGGGAUUCGGUUUUCCUCCGUCGGAGCCGCUACGAUCGAACGCGAAUUCGCCGGAACGAGCGAGUCCAGCGAAUCGCGAGCCGACGGAAAGGUUGUGGGAUCUUCAUUUCGAUCGUAAGUCGUCGAACGACAACGCCCGUGAAGAGCUGCUGCCACCCAGCCGCGAAGGGCUAGCCGCAUAAAGGUCGGCUAAGGCUAUGUUCCUAACUUAAACUAGUCUACGAAUUGGGUCGGGGCAAUGCAUACUGUGAUACAACAGCUGUAGGAGCGGCACGACCGGCCUCUGAUACUGCUGUGUUUAUUAAUUAGUUCUGUAAUAUAGCUAAUUGUAUAUUAUAAUUUCGUAUAUUGUUUGCUGUGUUAAUAUGUGCGUACGUGUCCGAUGGACACUGGCGAUGCCAGUAUUUAGCUUUACACUGUACAUAUUUAUUUUAGACGCAUUUGCCAAUAAUCGUACCGUAUGUUGGAUCUGUUAGGUGUUGUCCAUCAUGUAAAGCAUGACUUGCUGCCUGUCACUCAAAAAUGAUGUGUUUGUAUUAACUGUAUAUAUUCCCAUGAGACUGUUCAAAAAUUUUAUCAACCCCCUUCUCUUCUUUGACCUAAGUACAAAUUCCUGAGUGAAACUCUUAAACCACCAGUCAAACCGACUUCAAAUCUACUACAAAGUGAAGGUGUCAUAUUGUGCAUCGUGUAAGGCACCUUCACUCCAAUAACCUUGACAGAUAGCAACAAUACGUAUCUAAAUUGGUAGAUACUAUGACAAGAUUUUUAAAAAAAAGUUAAAACAGUGUAAAUGUAUUUUUAAUUGUUUUUAUUUCAGGAUCAAUGUACAAAUAUUUUUAACUGGUACUGGUACUACUGGAUUAUAUCUGUAUUUAUAAACUUGUACAAGCCAGUUGAGUCAGUUUAAGUAUAAAAAAUAAAUAUUUAUCACAAUUA